AUCGUAGUCUCUUGGUUUUCUCGGUUUUGUUGGUGCAGUUGAAAUUUAUUUAAUCUGCAAAUUUCAUAUUUUUCCAAGAUUCAAACUUUUAAGGUGACUGGGUGGUCAUUAGUCCUUUUGUGCUAAUAGUACAAAAUAAAAUUUUAAGCUGGUCUUGGAUGACGGACUCUUUAACGAUGUGAUCGCAGCCCAGUACAAUUAUCACUGAAAGUAGUACGUCAGAUUAAUUGUCUGUUUGAAGAGGUCAGAACAAGGAUCAGAGUAAUCGUCAAAGAAGAUCAACAUGAAACGGGCCAGAAUUUUGGGUGUUGGUGAUAAAAAUGGGACUGCUGCUGCCGAGGUCAUGGAUAUUCGUGAGAUCGAACCAGGAUCAAUGAAUCCACUGAUGGUGCCAAGUAUAUUAGAAUUGGUGCUACUCUCUUUACCACUACAACCUUUGAAAGACUGCAAAGCAGUUUGCAGCUUGUGGCAUCAAGAGGUUGAUCGGAUUAUGAAACGGCUCAAAACAAUCAAAAUGAUCAAGGAUGACUAUUUAGAGGUUGACAAAGUGCUGGGUGGUGCCAAAUAUUCCUCCAACAUUCUGUCCCAACUACAUUGCAAAGAAUGCUGUACAUCGAAUGACAAAUUUGAGAAACUUUUAAUCUUUAAGGGAACAUUUCUUAACCAACUAACUUUAGAGAGAUGCCAUUUGAACGUCAACUCAUUUAUGUACAUGGUUUUGACCGAUGGGUUUCCAUACCUGUCCAUCCUCACAUUACGGCAGAAUGAGUACGUCGACAUAAAAGGAAGGAAGACUAUAUUUAUUCCUAAAGAUGGGGAAGAAGAAUUGAAAUUCAAAAGUCUGAAAGUACUAGAAAUUGAUGAACGAGGAACUGAAACGCAAACAUCACUUCAUGCUAUUGCAGAAAUGUGUCCCUCUUUACAAAAACUAACCCACUCUAACUGCCCAAUACCUGCUCGAAAUCGAAAUUCAUCAGUGAACCUUAGCUGCCUGAAUUUUUUGCAACUAGCUCCAAUUGAUGGACGAAAGAUGGAAUUUCAGUACUUUGACACACUCGUAGACUUGAAAUUAAAACGACUCAAGACAUUAUUUCUUUAUGGAAUGACACCUGGAGGGAAAAAGAGAACGAAUUCUCUGCAUAAAUUCCUCAAGUCUGUAUCAUCGUCUGUUGUAUCUCUUCACUUGGGGCAAAAAAUACUCUAUAAUCCCGAGUACCAAUCAAAUGCUCCAUCACCGUUUCCAAUUUCAAUGAACAACUUAAAAAGAAUCUCCAUUGGACCAGGAUUCAUUCAUUCAUUAAAGUUUUUAGACAAACUUCCCUGCGUUACAUCAUUUACCUGUACUCGUCAAGACUCAAAGGACUGGGAGACUAUAGUCAACAAGGGCGUGCCGAAAUCUACCACCAUUGUAGGAAGUUUGGACCUUGGAACUAUUACAGCUGGACCAUUACUCAAGAUUGCGGGAGCAUUCCCAAGCCUAUGUCGGUUGGAACUAAAUGUUUCACGGAUCCAAAAUCAUGAUGAAUUAUUCCGCACAAUUUGUGGAGGUUUCUCUCAAUUACAAAUUUUAAAUAUUUACGAUAUUUCUAAUCAAAAUAUACUCACGGACACUGGUGUCACUGGGAUAGCGUCAUUAGAACUUGAGGCAUUAAAAAAUUCUACGGGCACAAAGGGCAAACCUAAAAGGGAGUUUUCAUACAUUGGUGAUUUAAAGUGUCUUAUUGACCUCCGACUGCAGUACAUUUGUGGCAAUUUGACUGACUUGUCGGUGUUCUAUGGAAUCCAAGAGUUACCAAGCAUUUUUGCUCUGGACUUAUCCAAAUCUUUAGUUUCCGAUUCAGCGUUGACCGUCCUUUCAUCAUCCGCUACGAAUCUUUCGGUCCUAUAUCUACGCGAUUGUAAAAACAUAACCUCAAAAGCUAUUAAGCAAUUCAUUGCGAAAAGACCUAAUGUUCAAGUUCGACUGUGAGUCGUUAAUUUCCAUACGACACUAUCUAUAUGGUGCUGUUUAUACCCGAGCGGGUAUGGAUAUUUUGUAUACCCCUCAGUCAGUCAUGAUUAAAAUGUUGAGUAUGCAGAAGUUUCGAAUUUGAGCAUUACUAAUAUGUAUGCUAAAUUUUACAUCAUCAUGUUUCUUUAUCUACGAACUAGAAAGACUGAUUAAAGUUUUAUAUAUUAAUUUCUCAAGUCAACUAAUAUGUACAAUUAUAAUAUCAAAUAAAAACUACUAAAUUUGUAUGUAGAACCAGACUUUACCAGACAGUAGAAAUUCAUUACACGCAUUGCACCAGAGCAAUGCCAAUAGUUUCAAUUAUUUACUUGCUAAUAUCCUCUUACCAAAAUGAAACAUAUCUUAACGAACAUUUAUGUAAACUUUAUUAAGAAAUGGAAAUUGCAAUAGUCCUCUAAUUCUAUGACUCGUAUAUUCACUAAAAAUUUAUAUUUAUUAUUUUGAAUAAAAAAUAAUAAUUUUUGAUACUCGAA
Molecule: messenger RNA, 2484 nt
Organism: Folsomia candida
Lineage: Eukaryota; Metazoa; Arthropoda; Collembola; Entomobryomorpha; Isotomidae
Exons: 5
Coding region: 284-1969 (561 amino acids)
Source: RefSeq, a predicted model, not a curated record